Messenger RNA from Cornus florida, 888 nucleotides. RefSeq names its product protein LURP-one-related 6. NCBI's taxonomy places the organism in Eukaryota, Viridiplantae, Streptophyta, Magnoliopsida, Cornales, Cornaceae. The record is from RefSeq and is a predicted model, not a curated record. The coding region runs from base 101 to 721 and encodes 206 amino acids. The transcript has 3 exons.
CAAUCCUUUUCCUUUACAUUGUUUAUAAAUAGAAAGUCUCAGGGAUAAGCAUGAAGCUUGAAAGAAUUGAAGUACAUUUGAGAGUUUCUUGAAGAGAGAGAUGGCUGCAAAAGAUAAUACGAUGCCCAUUGUAAGCAAGAUGUUCUGUUCAUCGUCUCAGGUGGUUCUUACAGUUAGGAGGAGGCCACAUGUUGUGUACGGAGGAGGUUUCGUGGUCACUGAUUGUAGCCAAAAUGUUGUGUUCAGGGUAGAUGGGUGUGGAAUUCUUGGCAAGAAAGGGGAAUUGAUUUUAAGGGAUGGGGAUGGAGAUGAUUUGCUUCUCAUCCGCCGAAAGGGAGGGAUUGUUGAAGCAUUAAGCAUUAACAGGCAGUGGAAGGGUUAUACAUUGGACUAUGAUGGAUCACAAAAGUUGGUAUUCAGUUUAAAAGAACCAAACUUAUGUAUUGUGAAGAACAAUCCAAUAAGAAUCUCCAUUGAACCUAAAGGAUGCUCCAAAAACUCUGAUUUUGAAAUCAAGGGUCACUUUUCUGAUAAAGCUUGCAGUAUCCUGGACUAUAAAGGCAACAUUGUGGCACAGGUUGGGGUGAAGAGAGAGGUGGAGGACAAUAUGGCAAGCAAAGAUCUGUAUCAUGUAAUUGUGAAACCCGGGAUUGACCAGGCAUUUGUCUUCGGCGUAAUUGCCGUUCUGGAUUACAUCUACGACGGAUCUACCCGCUGCUAAAAUUCACAAUUUUCAAUGCUCUCAUUUAUGUAUCAAAGACAUGGCAAAAAAAGAUUAGUGUUAACUCCGUCGAGCUAAUCCUAAGCAUUAUGCUUAAUUUCUUUACAUUUUUCUGUGUAACUGAAGUAUAUCCCAUUUCAACAAUUCAUUUUUCUAUUUCCUCAAAA